GUCCUGUGAACCACCUUCUGCUGUGGUCCGGGCGCAGGGGUGUCUACUGGACCGGCCGGAGCCCAGUCUGCACACUCAGAGCCAUGCCUCUCACCUCCCUGCAGUCUCUGCCCCCACGCCGCCGCCGGGUGUUCGUGGUGGGGGUUGGGAUGACCAAGUUCAUGAAGCCUGAAGUUAAGGAUUCAAAAGACUACCCUGACUUGGCAAAAGAAGCAGGUAUGAAGGCUUUAGCUGAUGCACAGAUUCCUUAUUCAGCAGUGAAACAGGCAUGCGUUGGCUACGUUUAUGGUGACUCUACCUCUGGGCAGAGGGCUAUCUAUCACAGUUUGGGAAUGACUGGAAUUCCUAUAAUCAAUGUUAACAAUAACUGUUCCACUGGUUCUACUGCUUUGUUUAUGGCCCAGCAGCUGGUUCAGGGCGGUGUGGCCGAUUGUGUCUUGGCUCUUGGGUUUGAGAAGAUGGAGAAGGGAUCCCUUAAGACAUCAUCUUCAAACAAGACUUCUCCGCUUGAUAAACAUAUGGAACUCAUGAUCAGUAAGCAUGGAUUGACUCCCCAACCAUUUGCUGCUCAGAUGUUUGGGAAUGCUGGGAAAGAGCACAUGGAAAAAUAUGGAACAAACAUCGAACAGUUUGCAAAAAUUGGAUGGAAAAAUCAUAAACAUUCAGUUAAUAACCCGAAUUCCCAGUUCCAAAAAGAAUACAGUUUAGAUGAAGUGAUGACAUCUCGAAAAGUUUUUGAUUUUCUGACUAUCUUACAAUGUUGUCCCACUUCAGAUGGUGCUGCAGCGGCAAUUUUGGCAGAUGAAGAUUUUGUACAGAAGUAUGGCCUUCAUUCCAAAGCUGUGGAAAUUCUGGCACAGGAGAUGGUGACUGAUUUUCCAAGCACAUUUGAAGAGAAAAGCAGUAUUAAAUUGAUUGGCUUUGAUAUGGCUAAAGAAGCUGCCAGAAAGUGCUAUGAGAAAUCUGGCCUGAGUCCCCGCGAUGUUGAUGUAAUAGAACUUCAUGAUUGCUUUUCCGUCAACGAGCUCAUCACUUAUGAAGCACUGGGGCUCUGUCCAGAAGGGGAAGGUGGAAAACUGGUUGACAGAGGAGAUAACACUUACGGAGGAAAGUGGGUCAUAAAUCCUAGUGGUGGGUUGAUUUCAAAGGGACACCCACUAGGAGCCACAGGUCUGGCUCAGUGCGCGGAGCUCUGCUGGCAGCUGAGAGGGGAAGCCGGAAGAAGACAAGUUCCUGGUGCAAAGGUUGCCCUGCAGCACAAUUUGGGUAUUGGAGGAGCUGUAGUUAUCACAAUCUACAGGAUGGGUUUUCCCGAAGCUGCCAGAACUCCUCAAAUUGCGGCUGUUCCAACCAACUCUGCAGUUGAAGGGUUUAAGUCAAGCCUUGUCUUUAAAGAGAUUGAGAAGAAGCUUGAAGAGGAGGGGGAACAGUUUGUGAAGAAAAUCGGUGGUAUUUUUGCCUUCAAGGUGAAGGAUGGCCCUGGGGGUAAAGAAGCCACCUGGGUGGUGGAUGUGAAGAAUGGCAAAGGAUCAGUGCUUCCCAACUCAGACAAGAAGGCUGACUGUACAAUCACAAUGGCUGACUCGGACUUACUGGCUUUAAUGACUGGUAAAAUGAAUCCUCAGUCGGCCUUCUUUCAGGGAAAAUUGAAAAUCACUGGCAACAUGGGUCUGGCUAUGAAGUUACAAAACCUUCAGCUCCAGCCGGACAAAGCUAAGCUGUGAAGAACUUCCUGUGUCUACCUUUGAAAAUCAAGAUGAGACUUAUAGAUACAUAUCCACAUAUUUCAUUGUUAGAACUUAGACAGAAACCAUGUGUUAGUAAAUAGCACGAGAUUUGUUUUUAAAUGGGUGUGACCAAUCCUGUUUUUCCGAAGCCCUGGGUGGGUAGAGCCCGGUGGCACACUUCUGCUUUGCUGCGUCACACACCACUGUGCGCUACAGAGUUAAUGCGGUAAUUAUGGUUUGGGGGGAAAUUGGGUUUCAGAAUAAAAUUAGGAACAGCAAAAGUCCCAAAGUUAUGUAGACAAAAGCUCUCAUUUUGCUUAUGAAGGAUAUUUGAGGAUUGUUCUGCUCAAGAUUCAAUUUAAGUUUUUCUUGGGAGGAUUAGGAGAGAAACAAAAUACCAAAAGCUGUCCAGUAAUUAGUUUGUGCUCUUAAUGACCUUAAUCUAUUUUCAUUAGUAAUUUUUAAAAUUCUGUACUGGGAUUUUAAAAUUUUUUUAGAUUUUGCAUUUUGCGCCAUCAGAAUGGUAUUUUCUUCCCACAUCUAAAUAAAAGAAAUAUGAUCAGAGCUUGGGGGGGAAUUUAUAACUGAACUCCAGGCCUAUUUUUAAAAUAAAAAAUAUUUUUAAAUGGGUUUCCUUCCUGAAAAAAUCAGUGUCGAAUAGUUUUAACAAUAAAAUUUGCUUUGAGAUGCAGUUUUAAAAUUAUAAUUUCAUAUUAAUUUAUAAAGCUUUCAAUCCUUUGUUAUAAUUUUCCUUCUCAUAUUAAUUAAUAAUCCACAUUUAUCUUCCUAGUUUUUCUAAUACUAAUGUUAUUUCUUAUAACUUAGUAAAAUACAAGGUAAAAUAAUGCUUUUGGAAGAAUGUUUAAUAGAGAAUUAAAAUAGCUCUUCCUGA
Phyllostomus hastatus (greater spear-nosed bat) is the source of this 2619-nucleotide messenger RNA. RefSeq names its product sterol carrier protein 2 (gene SCP2). The coding region runs from base 84 to 1724 and encodes 546 amino acids. NCBI's taxonomy places the organism in Eukaryota, Metazoa, Chordata, Mammalia, Chiroptera, Phyllostomidae. The record is from RefSeq and is a predicted model, not a curated record. Gene Ontology annotation, molecular function: acyltransferase activity, transferring groups other than amino-acyl groups. The transcript is spliced from 16 exons.